Molecule: messenger RNA, 2402 nt
Organism: Cucumis sativus (cucumber)
Lineage: Eukaryota; Viridiplantae; Streptophyta; Magnoliopsida; Cucurbitales; Cucurbitaceae
Product: condensin-2 complex subunit H2
Exons: 12
Coding region: 351-2093 (580 amino acids)
Biological process (GO): meiotic chromosome condensation; mitotic sister chromatid separation
Cellular component (GO): condensin complex; nucleus
Molecular function (GO): chromatin binding
Source: RefSeq, a predicted model, not a curated record
ACAAAGGAUUUUGAGAUUAUUAGGACUAAUAAGUUGAAAUAAAGUCUACAUUUCCUUCUCCCGCGUGUUCUCUUCUUGCCUGGCUUUCUCCUUCUCCCUCACUUUCUCUUCUACUAAGGCAAAGUGCAACCCGACUUUCACUCGUCUCCUUUCUCACUCGCCGUCGCCUCUCUUUCACCGUCGCCGACUGUUCAGGACGCUGUGGUGGUCAGUACAUGUGCAGCGUGCAAGAUUCUGCACCGAGAAAUCGUAUUGGCGCCCUAUUUUCCUCCCUCUGAGUCUCUCAAGUUCCCCUGCUCACUGUAUCAUCCGCAUCUUCGGCAUCUUCGGCGCUACCAAUAUCAUCAAAUAUGACUACUAAAACCGACGGUACCGGAGAAGAGGCUGCUUUUGACAUGCUGCAACCGGAGCGUGACCUUCGGUUGAAUUGGGAAGUCGACCUCGCCCAGAACCUCGAGAGGUAUCUUUUGCAGAUUUGCUCAGGUGAGUUUCAGUGCGAGGAUGAGAACACGGUCAAUUUUGCUGAAGCUGCUCUCCUUCUUCAGGGCUCGAUUCAAGUUUAUAGCCGCAAGGUUGAAUAUCUUUAUUCAUUAGUCUUGCGAGCAUUGGAGUUCAUUUCCGAAAGAAGACAGCCGGAUCACUUGGAAGGGACUUCUAUUGAGGCGGAACAAAAUGGUUCUCGUAAAAUUGAUGAGCACGAGAAUAAUUUAUACUGGGUUUCAGGAGAUGUACCAGUUGAUCCAAAGAAUACCUUGGAGAGUACCAAGGAAGAUGUACAGUUGAAUCAAACGGUAAAGGCUCCUACAAAUUUGGUCAUUCUUGAGGGUGAUUGCUUGGAUCCAUCUGACAAUGGAGAAUUAGAUUCAUACUUGUUGGCCACUGCUAGCAAUAUUUUUCAAGAUUUUAUCAUUUUAGACUUGUGUGACGUCAAAACACUUGAAAGUUCAACCAACAGGUCUCCAUCAACCAGACGUUCUGGAGGAAACAUGCGAAGAUCAUUGUUUAGCAAGACUGAGGGUGAUCAUGCAACUCAAUCACCCAUUGUCAACUAUAGCUUUGUGCAUGAUCCUCCUGUCUGUCAUAUGGAUGUUGGAAAUUCUGAACCAGAGGACUCAAAUGGUUCGGAAGAAGAUGAUGAUCUUUGGAAGCCUUUGAAUCCUCAUGAAUCAGGAAAUUUAAAAAUAAAACCAUUUAAAAAAGUUAAAGCUUUUAAACAGAACUACAAGAAAUCUGGUAAGCAUGAGUCUCUAACAGCUUUGUUUCCAAUGGAAAAACUACAUGGCCCCGUUAGUCAAGAGUUUGCACAUAUUUGGGAAGAGCAGAACCACGAAUCCAAAGCACACAAAGAAUUCAAAUCUGUUCUGCGAAAUUCACUCAUCAAUGAAGAUCAUAAAAGUUGUGAUUCCCUUUCUGAUAUGGAAGAUGACAAUAUUGAUAAUGGUUUUGAAGACGCAAUGCCUGAUGUCAAUCAGCCAGAUAUUGGUGAUCCCAACAAUCAUUUUAUGGAUGAGGCUACGUGUUUUGAGAAUGAAAAGCAUGAUGCUGCGGCUCAUUUUGAUAAUGGUGAAGCGUACGAACCUGAAUUUCCAGAUUCUCGUUCAAGUCUAGAAGAUCUUUGUCGCUCUCAUCUUGAUGCACUCCUUGCAAGCAUUGCUGAGACUGAGAAGCAGACAGAAAUGGCCACUCGAGUCUCUACAUGGAAACAAAAUAUUGAACACAAUUUGGAAGAGCAAGACAAACACCAUUCAUUUGAUAUUCAUGAAUACGGUCAAGCGAUUCUUGAAAAAUUAUCUAGUGAUCCUGACAUAGGAGGUCUCAUGCCUUUCUCUGCCGUUGUUAAAGGGCAGGAAACUUACACUGUGGCACGAAGCUUUUCCGCUCUACUUCAGUUGGUGAACAAUGGAGAUGUGGAGCUGGAAAAGAAUGGGGUUGAUGGGGAGUCGAUUUGCUAUACUAAUGUGAAUCCCUUCCACAUUAGGCUUGUUCGCCACGAGAAACAGGUUGAUAAAACACAUCAAUCCUCAAGAAAGAGGUUUCUGUCCCCAGGUAAAACUAAUACUGUCGAAUCUAGUGUGAGAGACAAGAAGGGAUGAAAGUAGGGAGGGAAGGUGGGUGGCAUAAAGUGGAUUCCUGAAGGCAAAAGGAGACAAAGAUCUUGAUUUAUUGAACCAGUUGAUUAACAUUCUACUGGACGACAUUCUCAUGUACAGUUGACUGUUUGUAUAUUGUAAUUAUGGCAUUGAGCAUCAACCUUUUGUUGGGGACAUAUUUCCACUUCCUCGGUUAGAUUCCUUUAUUUGAUGUAAUUUUCAAUGGCGGGAGAUUGAUGUAUUGAAAGGAAAAGUAUAUAUUAACCAUGUAAUUGUCACUGGUAUUGAUUCUUGUAUUUUCCCUUUUCAUUC